Molecule: messenger RNA, 2646 nt
Organism: Anoplopoma fimbria (sablefish)
Lineage: Eukaryota; Metazoa; Chordata; Actinopteri; Perciformes; Anoplopomatidae
Gene: hid1a
Product: HID1 domain containing a
Exons: 19
Coding region: 87-2444 (785 amino acids)
Cellular component (GO): Golgi trans cisterna; membrane; Golgi medial cisterna
Source: RefSeq, a predicted model, not a curated record
CCAAUGACUCAAGCGAAGGACGGAGGUGAGAUUAUCAGGGAUCCUCAGCAGCAGCGGUCCUGUUAGUAUAAAGGGAAAUAAUCACAAUGGGCAGCACCGACUCCAAACUCAACUUCAGGAAAGCAGUGAUUCAGCUGACAACCAAAACACAGCCCGUGGAAGCCACAGACGAUGCCUUCUGGGACCAGUUUUGGGCAGACACCACCACCACGGUCCAGGAUGUUUUUGCACUGGUGCCAGCUGCAGAGAUUAGAGCUGUUCGAGAGGAGUCCCCCUCCAAUUUAGCAACUCUAUGCUAUAAGGCCGUGGAGAAGCUGGUGCAGGGUGCUGAGUCUGGAUGCCCCACAGAAAGGGAGAAGCAGGUGAUCCUGAACUGCACUCGCAUCCUGAGCCGCAUCCUUCCUUACAUAUUUGAAGACCAGGACUGGAGAGGGUUCUUCUGGUCGACGGUACCCGGCGCUGGGCGGGCUGGGACAGAUGAGCUGGAUGAUGAUGAAGGAGCUCGACCCCUGGCCGAGUCUCUGCUCCUGGCCAUCGCUGACCUCCUCUUCUGCCCGGACUUCACUGUGCACAGCCACAGGAGAGGCCCAGACUCUGUAGAGAGCAUGCAGUCCAUAGACAGCUGUGAAUACAUCUGGGAGGCAGGGGUGGGCUUUGCACAGUCCCCCCCUCUCAACUACAUCCAUGAUCUGAACAGGACAGAGUUGCUGAGGCUGUUACUAACCUGCUUCUCUGAGGCCAUGUACCUGCCUUCCUCAACGGACAACAGUGUCCUCAACCCUUGGGUGACAUUCUUCUGCUCUACAGAAAACAGACACGCUCUGCCUCUGUUCACCUCUCUGCUGAAUGUGGUGUGUGCCUACGAUCCAGUGGGCUACGGCAUCCCAUACAACCACCUGCUCUUCUCCGACUACCGGGAGCAGCUGGUGGAGCAGGCUGUACAGAUCCUCAUAGUGACACUGGAGCACGACGGAGGGGUUCCCCACCGGCCCCCGUCCCCAUCCAGCAUCGAGGAACACGAGUCUACAGGUCCUGAAAACCUGUUUGUGAACUAUUUGUCAAGGAUCCACAGAGAGGAGGACUUUGACUUUGUACUGAAGGGCCUAGCUCGUCUGCUGACCAACCCUUUGACUCAGACGUACCUGCCUAACUCUACCAAGAAGAUCCAGUUCCACCAAGAGCUGUUGGUGCUUUUCUGGAAGCUUUGUGACUUCAACAAGAAAUUCCUGUUUUUUGUCCUGAAGAGCAGCGAUGUGCUUGAUAUCCUGGUUCCUAUACUCUUCUACCUGAAUGAUGCCAGGGCUGACCAGUCCCGUGUUGGACUCAUGCACAUCGGUGUGUUCAUUUUGCUGCUGCUGAGCGGUGAGAGAAACUUUGGCGUGCGCUUGAAUAAGCCCUACUCUGUCCAUGUGCCUAUGGACAUCCCAGUGUUCACGGGAACCCAUGCUGACCUGCUUAUAGUGGUGUUUCACAAGAUAAUCACCACAGGCCACCAGCGUCUCCAGCCUCUGUUUGACUGCCUGCUCACUAUUGUUGUUAAUGUGUCUCCUUAUUUGAAGAGCCUGUCCAUGGUGGCAGCCAAUAAACUGCUCCACCUGCUGGAGGCCUUUUCCACUAGCUGGUUCCUGUUCUCUGUAGCCCAGAACCAUCACCUCGUGUUCUUCCUUCUCGAGGCUUUCAACAAUAUUAUCCAGUAUCAAUUUGACGGAAACUGCAACCUGGUGUAUGCAAUCAUACGCAAACGUAAUGUGUUCCACCAGUUGGCCAACCUGCCCUCUGAUCCGGCUUCCAUCCAGAAGGCUUUGCAGAGGAAGAGGAAGUCUCCGGAUGUCAUUUCGCGCACUAGCUCGCAGGAGACUGUAUCCAUGGAGGGCUCUCACCCUGCUGUACCGGCAGAGCCCGGUACACUGAAGACCAGUCUGGUCGCUAUACCAGGCAUUGAGAAACUGACUGAGAAGUCCCAGGUGUCAGAGGAUGGCACCAUGGUGUCGGUUCAAAAGAUAGACCCCUCACAAACAGCCCACUCAGACCAAACUCCAGUUGAUGUUUUCUACACUGAAGCAGAAAUGGAGAGAAGACGUUUGUCAAGCGCGUCUGCGACAUCGUUUUGGGCUCCCACACCAGAGUGGGUCCACUCCUGGAAGUGUAAACUACCCCUACAGACUAUCAUGCGACUUUUACAAGUUCUAGUUCCCCAAGUGGAAAAGAUCUGCAUUGACAAGGGUCUAACAGAUGAAUCAGAGAUCCUGAAGUUUCUCCAGCAUGGCACAUUAGUGGGCCUGCUGCCAGUUCCUCACCCGAUCCUCAUCAGAAAGUAUCAGGCCAACGCAGGCACUGCCAUGUGGUUUCGUACCUACAUGUGGGGCGUCGUCUAUCUGCGCAAUGUGGACCCUCCUAUCUGGUAUGACACUGAUGUUCACCUUUUCGAGAUUCAGAGGAUGUAGACAGAAGUGUGAAAAUGGGACUGUUCAACAGGGUUCCUCCUCCCUUCAGUAUCUGCUGGUUUCCCAGUCAACCUCACUGUGUUUAACUCGCCUCCCUAAUCAUCAUCAGUGCGUACACCACCAACCUGGGUAGGAAUGUUAUUCAGACAAGUCAGGUAGAGAUACAUCCAUAUUAAGAUGGGGGAUGAUUGAAUUAUCAUAA